UCGACAUUCAACACGCCUGUCCUAUUGCAACUAAAUUGUCAUAACCAUAUUCUCUCAAAAAAAUGAAAACUAUGUCAUAACCAUGACUCCACUCUUUUUUCUGUUGACAAAACCAUGUCUCCAUUCCUGCUAUGUCCUUUCUCCACUUCCAUAACCCCUCAAUCCAAAUAUACAAACAUGGUCUCUAUGACAUCAUAUGUUCUCCAAUAUUCAUUUUUAUUAUAUGCUUCACUUACUUUAUAACAUUAUAAUAAAAUUAAAAUAUUUUUCAAUUCACAAACACCUUUUCUUUAUAUUUCUUUCUUCUCUUCCAAGCCUACAUUUCACGCCAUCACCACUUCCACCUCUAAACUUUUCCUAAAACCCUCUUCUUCUCUUUUUCAUUUCACAAAAAAAAAAAAAAAUGUCUACUCUCUUUGAUGAAUUCAUGACGAAUUCGAGCUGCGAAAGCGGUGAGUCCGACCUGUGUCGCGAUGAGUCAGCAGCUUUGAUCUUAAAAUUCGUCGCUAUGGCAUCAAUUCUAGUGGCUGGAUUUUCUGGAAUUGCUGUACCGUUGUUGGGAAACCGGCGGGGAUUAUUACGAUCCGAUGGUGAAAUUUUACCGGCAGCUAAGGCUUUUGCAGCAGGAGUGAUACUAGCGACGGGGUUUGUUCACAUGCUUCAAGACGCGUGGAAAGCUUUGAAUCAUAGUUGUUUGAAAUCUUACUCUCACGUGUGGUCAGAGUUUCCAUUUACCGGGUUUUUUGCGAUGAUGUCUGCGUUAUUAACUCUUCUAGUUGACUUUGUUGCGACGCAGUAUUAUGAGUCGCAACACCAAAAAACACAUGACAGGCACGGACGAGUUGUUGGUAAUGGUGAGGGGUUGGAAGAGGAGUUGUUGGGAUCGGGGAUUGUGGAGGUUCAGGGAGAGACUUUUGGUGGUGGAAUGCAUAUUGUGGGGAUGCAUGCUCAUGCGUCGCAACAUGGACAUUCACAUCAAAACCAUGGUGAUGGACAUGGUCAUGGUCAUUCUCAUUCAUUUGGAGAGCAUGAUGGUGUGGAUAGUAGCGUCCGCCAUGUCGUUGUUUCUCAGGUAUUGGAACUUGGCAUAGUUUCACAUUCCUUGAUAAUUGGGUUAUCACUAGGAGUCUCACAAAGUCCAUGUACAAUGAGACCCUUAAUUGCAGCAUUAUCCUUCCAUCAAUUCUUUGAAGGGUUUGCACUUGGUGGUUGCAUAUCCGAAGCCAGAUUCAAGACAUCAUCAGCAACAAUAAUGGCAUGUUUUUUUGCACUUACAACACCACUUGGUGUUGCAAUUGGGACAUUAGUUGCCUCAAAUUUCAACCCUUAUAGUCCAGGGGCUCUUAUCACAGAAGGUAUCUUGGACUCUUUGUCAGCUGGAAUUUUAGUGUACAUGGCUUUGGUGGAUUUAAUAGCUGCUGAUUUUCUUAGUAAGAAAAUGCGUUGUAGCUUAAGGCUUCAGAUUGUGUCCUUUUGUUUGCUUUUCCUUGGGGCUGGAUCUAUGUCCUCUCUUGCCCUUUGGGCUUAAAUAAUUUAUUUUAAUUUUGUUGUAGUAUUAUAUUAUAAUUGUAGUUUAUUUGAGUAUGAUAUAUGUUUAAGCUCAGGACUCUGUAGGGACUUCAUUAACAAAAAAUAAUUGCAAAUUC
Molecule: messenger RNA, 1646 nt
Organism: Medicago truncatula (barrel medic)
Lineage: Eukaryota; Viridiplantae; Streptophyta; Magnoliopsida; Fabales; Fabaceae
Product: zinc transporter 4, chloroplastic
Exons: 2
Coding region: 404-1528 (374 amino acids)
Biological process (GO): zinc ion transmembrane transport
Cellular component (GO): plasma membrane
Molecular function (GO): zinc ion transmembrane transporter activity
Source: RefSeq, a predicted model, not a curated record